UGCAGGCUAAAUUCUUAUGUUGUUGUGGAAACAGUAUACAGUAUGUAUAAUUUAUUAUAAAAGUUUGUAAAGUUAUGAAGUCUAAAAUUCUUGUUGUUUUUGUCCUGUUCCUUGCAGUUGAAGUCAUAUUUCACAGGCAACAUGUAAGUUAAUUCGAGAGUCAUUUGCAAAAAUAUUAAACUUUAUACUAUGUCUUGAUUUUGCUCUAUAUUUGGUUGUAUACUUUAUGAUUUAUCUUCAAAGGGAACAUGUUUUGCGUCUGAAUUUGGUGUGAAUGGACCUCAUCGAACGAAGCGUUCAACUAACUCCUUCAGUAUGUAUUAUGUAUUUAUCAAUGUUUAACAGUUUAAGCAGCAAUAUGACAUAUUGUCAUAUUUCUAAUGUAAAGUUAAUACAUAUAUAAUGACCAUUUAAAUUGACAAAUCCUCAGGAAUACCACAGCCAACAGCAGAGUUUCCACUCGUUCUAUAUGCUGGUGAUAAUUACAACAAUGGGACUGAGGGAAUUAUUCAUAGAUCUCGACCUGGAGAGUAUCGUGUUUGGGCGCGGACAAUACAAGACGGUAUCCAGGAGUUUCUAUUCCGUUCAUUACUAGUGUUGCCAGGUUGGAAACUAACGUUUCAAGCAUGUUGUCCAUCCGGUAACAGUUGGACAUCAUCUGUGUCCAAUGUCAGUAACAUUUCCAGCCUGCACUAUUUCAUGUUUGAUCAUUUGAGAAUUGGUGAAGGAAUUUUUUAUACUCAAUGGCUACACUGGAUUCAAGAGUUCUCUGUUAAGGUGAUAAAAAAUAGUCGCUAAUUUUGGUUAACCCUUUUAAGUGGUAACAUGCCCUGAUCUGCCCUUCUUUAUUAUUUUACUUUCACUGUCUAAUGCCGACAUUUUUACUCAUCGAAGAGAGAGUGCUGCCUCUCAAUGGUUUAACAUAUGUUGAGCACUGAUGUAAAGGUGUAAUAUUAUAUGGGUUAGUGAGAUAUUAACCCUUUAAUACGUGGCAAUGCACCUAGCUGAUGCGCCCUAGUUUGUUAUUUUACUCUGUCUAACGCCAGACUAUUUUACUCUGUCUAUAACACCAGACCGGUACGAUUUUACUCGUCAAGUGGAGAUCGAGACAUCGAGUGCUAGCUGCCACUCAAUGGGUUAAUUUUCUCACAUUGCACCACAGCUGUCACUAUGGUUAGCUUUGAGUCAGCUAGUUGGUUAUAAUUUGCUGCUAAGUCGGUUGGUUGGUGGCUGGCCAACCAGUUUGUCACAUUGGUCUGUCAGCCUGAGCCAGAUAGUCGGUCUGUCCAUCUGUCUGUCAUUCGAUAGUCCUCUUUAUCCAUCCAUCCAUCGUCAGCCUGAGCCAGAUAGUCUGUCCAAUCUGUCAGUCAUUAGAUGGUCAGUAGUUGAUCAGUCAGUUCUGCCUACAGUUAGCCCAUUGAGGGCAUAGACAGAUUUUCAGGUUUAAUGCUCAGGGGGAGGUGCCAAAAAUUAAGAAGGGAGGUGAGCAAGAGUGUGUGUAGCACCGUCAAUCAAGCUGCAGCAGAGGUUUGGGGGGCACAGUUGUUAGUAGGGACUGAGGGCUGGUGGUAAGGAGGCCCAGAAAAAAUUAUUUUUGUCUUAUUUAUAAUCCUUAUUUUGAUCAUACCACUGUCAUUUAAUCCAAUGAGCAUUUAAAUGUCUGGGAGAGUGGGAGGGGUUGCAAAUUUUUCUAGAUGGAGUGGGAAAACUUUCUGAGGUGUGCCAGUGUCCCUUGAUGAGUAAAAUCAUUGACAAGUAAAAUCGUCUGACAAAGUGAAAUAAUAAUUAAAGUGUGGCACAUUAGGAUGCAAUGCGACCUAAUGACUUUAAGUUAAUAUGGGACAAUUUCAACCAUUCUAAAAUAAAUGCUUAAAUCAUGUUUUAAGGUUGAUCAUUGUGAAGAUUUUACAUCUUGUACCAAGAACAUAACAACAUGUUCCCAGACAUGUUACUUUGGUUCUUGUGGUUUAGAUGGGACAUGCCAGUGCAAAGAUGGAUACUCAGGGGAUCAAUGUGAGAAACGUAGGUCUCAAUAAUUCUUGGAAUUAUAUUAUUAUAUAAUAUAAAGAAAAUAUAAUUAUAGUCAUCUUGCAUGCUAACAUUUUCAAUGUUUAUCAUGGCCCAUGGUUUACUCUGCUGAUAUUUUUCAUCCUGUUUCUAAUCUCAUUUUGUAUCCCUCAGGAGUAUAUUAUGUGAGGAACGUGUAACAUGAUCUUAAUGAAACAUAUAGACUUGUAGUAUAGUCAUUCAUUGUACGAAACUACGAAUUACAAUUUUGAGGAAAUUUCACAGAACCUUUUGAUUUUAAUUUUUAAAUUAGUAAAGUGGUGACACUUUGUGUCAUUUUGUUGCAAAUUUUGUGAAUAUUUUAAACAAUUUCCAGCCAUAUUUCAUACCGUACACAUCCUUUCAGUACAAAAAUACAACAGGGAACACAUUAGAAAAAGAAAUCUUAGUUUAAUUUGUUCAGUUUGCAAAACAAAUGAAAUUAACAAGUGUGCAACAACUGUAAGACAGAAGGGCAUAUGUUACAGAAUUUUUAAAACUUGCUUCUUAUUUCAUGUGAAUUUUACUGCGCAAAACCUGAGAAAUAUACUUCGCAAUUGCGAAGUGCGAGCCACUUUAAUUUGUACUCUGUCAUUUGAAUAUAGUUUUAACUUAAUUUAACAUCAUAUUCGUUCUAUACAGGUCCAUCAAAUGCAGAGAUCUACCCAAGCCUUGCUUAUCCUUUACUGCUCUUUCCUCAAGCAUCAUUUCAAGGUGAUCCUGUCAAAGUUUCACCUGAUGUCUACCAAGAGUUUGCCAAGAACACAGAAAAUAUAAGAAAAUUCACAUAUUUAUCUGCAAGAAUUCUAUUUACGAGAACCGUGAGUUUUUCUCGUAACAAGGAGAAUGAUCAAGUCUAUGAAGUCUCUCCCGGAUCUGAUAUCCCGAACCUGCAGUCAUUUUUUGCAUCAAAUAUGGAUUUUGGAACACCCUUGUGGUUUAAUUAUGCUACGACGAUCGAUUCUGUAUUUUAUAUUAAGGUGGCUGGUAAUAGUCAGUGCACAAGCUGUAGUGACGUAGGAGGUAGUUGUUAUGCAGGGCAGUGUGUGUGUUUGCCAGGAUAUAAUGGGACAUUUUGUGAACAAAAGAUAUGAAGAUGGGAAUUAUGGGUGCUGCUGCAGGAUUGAGGGGAGAAAUUGACUUAGAUAUAUUUUAUUUAAGCUUUAUUUUGACACAUGAAUUAUAAUACACUUACGCCUGUAUUCUAAAAGCUCACUCACGCUCAAAGAGUGGAAGUCUGGUCUGAGCUUUCCUCGAGUGUCAAUGCCGCUUUUGAGUAGCUGGAGGGUUAGUGUCGUAGCUUACUAUGCGACUACAGUCACCCUCCAGCUAUUCUAAAACAGCACUGACACUCAAGCGAAGCUCAAAUUGAACCUCCACUCUUGAGUGUGAGCGUGAGUGAGCUUUUAGAAUACAGGGCCGCUCCUGUGAUAGACUUUGCGUUUGAGAGACAUAUAUAGACAACAUCAAACAACCAAAAGAGGCGAAGAAUAUCGAGACCAGGUCCCAUGCAGGGUGCUCACCACUAAAUAUUACAGAACAGACAAAAUUACAAAAUAUAUGAAAUAGAAAAAGAGAAACGGAAGGUUACAGUAGAUGAAAAGAGAGAGAGGUAGAAAGGGUUACAUGGAGGAAUGGAAGAUGUCAGGUGGUCGUGCAGAUCAAAGAGUGCGAGCUAGGUUCGAUAAGUCUUGUGUAGAUAACUUGUAUAUAAUAUAAGAAGCAUAAUAUAAUACAUAAUAAUGUAAUAUAAGAAGAAUUCGCAAGUAUUUAAGCAGAGAAUCAACAGAGAAACUUGUUCAUGCCUUCGUUACCAGUCACCUAGACUAUUGCAAUGGACUGCCCAACAAUGCUAUUGCCAAAUUACAACGUGUUCAGAAUGCUGCCGCAAGGAUUCUCUACCGUGCACCACGGUUUAGCCAUAUUACUCCGCUAGCUGUUGUAUGAGUUACACUGGUUGUCAGUCAAUUCAAAUAUCGAAUUGAAUAUAAGAUAAUUACAGUUACGUUUAAGGCAAUUCUUGGAACUGCCCCUAAUUAUAUAACUGAACUUAUAACUUUUAAAACAAACUCUUCUUAUAGCCUAGGAUCAAAUAACAAACUUCUUUUAUGUCCGCCAAAUUUUAAGACAUUGUCUACUCUUGGUGACAGCCUUUAUGGCUGCUGCACCAAAACUAUGGAAUAUAUUAUUGCCAUUGAAUCUUAGGAGUAUCUCUGAUUUGAAUAUUUUUAAGCAAGAUCUUAAGACAUAUCUUUUUAAAGAGGCUUUCUAUUAGCUCAGUUUUUAGAUUAAAUUUGUAGUAUUAGUUCUACGUAUUUUAAUUGUCCUAUCCAUUGUUGUAACGCGCAUUUGAAAACUGCAUUGUUGAAUUUGCGCGAUAUAAAUUAAUAAAUGUUAUGUUAUGUUAUGUUAUGUUAUCAGUUAUGUUAUGUUAUGUUAUUUUAUAUAACUUGCCUGUGCUUGUAAAACUCAUGUAAGUAGAGAUUGGUUGGUUCCAGCUUUGAGAGUUUUUUCCAGGUCUUCCGGUUUUCCUUCCUUAUUUAAUAACAACUAACCUUUAGGCCCCGUGUUUGUUAGGAGGUACUUUUCCCCUUCUUAUUCAACCGUAUAGUGCCACUCUGGAACAAUCUACCAGCUAAUCUAAGACAAUCAACUUCCUUAUCAACAUUCAACACGAAAGUUUUUUUCGACAGCGUAAAACUUGGGAAUAGCUUUGACACUGAAAGAAUAAGAACAUGGAAAACUGUGUGUGUGUGUGCCCUGCCGUGCAGGGCCAUUAAUUAGGUAGAUUAAUGGUUCCUAGGCUAAUUAUCCCUUUCACGGCUGGGACACUGUAUGGGGUCGACAUGGCAGAUUUGAGGGGAGGACUGCCUAAUUACUUUACGGAUGAGUUAAUCUGUUCAACCUUGUUCUGUUUAA
This is a messenger RNA of Paramuricea clavata, 4965 nucleotides long. The record is from the annotation of a GenBank genome assembly. Lineage: Eukaryota; Metazoa; Cnidaria; Anthozoa; Malacalcyonacea; Plexauridae.